Seminavis robusta is the source of this 747-nucleotide messenger RNA. Lineage: Eukaryota; Bacillariophyta; Bacillariophyceae; Naviculales; Naviculaceae. The record is from the annotation of a GenBank genome assembly.
AUGGACGGUGUCCUUGUGUGGAGAGACCUUUGUACCUACUAUGACUUUGGGGGAGACAAGGAAGCUCAGGCAACGUCACUCCUAGGGGAGCUAACCAAGCGCAAGCUUUUAUACAACAGCCCCGGUGGAUUCGACAUGUACUACAAUGACUUUGAUGUCAAGUGUCAAGAGUUAGAUGAGAUAGGGCACCCUCUGGCUGAUACCCUCAAGAAGACUCUCUUCCUACAAGGCAUAUUGGACAGGGAAUACAAUGCUGUCAUUGACCAUUGCCAGAAAGAGUCUUAUGCUACCACUAUUGACCUAUUGAGGGCAAAGGCUCGUAGCCUCGGUAGGGCCGCCGACCGGGCUCGCCGAGUGUCCAACUACCAGAGCAACUACAAAGCCCGAAGGGGACCAAAGCAGGACGAAAAUGAUGAAGAUAUAUAUGACAAUCCCAGCACCUUCCCAGAUCACGUUUGGGAACAGAUGACCGAGGCAAAUCAGAAAUGGAUCAUGGACCACCAGGACAAAGACAAAGAGCAACCAAAGGACUAUGGAAAACAGUACUCCGGGAAGAAAGGGGAGACAAAUCAAUACAAGGCAGCCAUCCCAGAGACAGACAUGAAGCAGCUCAAGGAACAGCUCAAGCAAGAACUAAAAGAUGAACUCAAUGCCACUACCGAAAAGAAUAAAAAGGUAACUAUCGUUGACGAGAAUCCAGAUGACAAGCCUCAGUCAAUCUGGCGCACACCAAAGAACAAGAAGUAA